UUUCCGCUCGUAGCGCACAGCCUUUCAUGCCGUGAAGCCUGCAAGCGUGAAAUAAUAAUGGAUUAACUUGGAUUUAAAGUGAUGUUUCGAACUUUUUUCGUGGUGAAAAUUAUGGAAUGAUCAGAUGAGCCGGAAGCGGGCGGCUACUCCGGACGUCCAUCCGCCGCCAUCGCCCCAGCGGUAAGGAUACGAGAUAAGGGUUGGACGGCGGACGUCCACUGUCCAGUGUAACGGGAGAUUUGGACGUAAUAUACUGCUAAGUGUAUGCAGAAAUGGGAGGUUUCGGACGUAUAUAUACGGUAAAAUAUGCUGCGAUAGAGGCUUCUAGAGAUCUCACAUUCGAACAUAGACAAUAACAGAAUAGCCUUGCAAAUAAUGAACUCCACGGAAGCGAGCCUGGACGUCAAUAGGUCCACGCCGAUCUACACAAUCGGCACCAGCUUUAUCACACAAUGGAAACUUCAGAAGAUGAGACAGAGGUCAUGUUUUUCGUCCAGCACAGGAGAUUGCCAGGGAUACCUCAUCAAUAUCACCAACUACACUGAAAUGUUUUUCUUCAAUAGCUCCCUCGAUGACAAUAUCAAAGACGGAAUGCAAACAGUUCUACCGCCCUUUCCGUUGUGGCUAGCUGUGAUAAUAGCUACGUGUCUGUUGCUGGUGAUACUGCUGACUGUGAGCGGCAAUGUACUGGUGUUGCUGGCCUUCCUCGUCGACAGGACCAUCAGACAGCCCAGCAACUAUUUCAUCGCCUCACUCGCCGCCACAGACUUAUUGAUUGGUACCUUAUCUCUUCCAUUUUAUACAGACUACGUCCUAAAAGGCUAUUGGCAUUUAGGACCUUUGCUCUGUGACCUUUGGCUGUCCGUCGAUUACACGGUCUGUUUAGUAUCGCAAUAUACCGUCUUACUUAUAACCGUAGAUAGGUUUUGUAGUGUCAAAAUAGCUGCCAGAUAUAGAGCUUGGAGGACUAAGAACAGAGUUAUUUGGAUGGUAACAGUGACAUGGAUCAUACCUGCUCUACUAUUUUUCACUACAAUAUUUGGAUGGGAACAUUUCGUCGGAUACAGAGACUUGCAAGAGGGCGAAUGUGCCGUACAGUUUUUGAAAGAUCCUAUUUUUAACACAGCUUUGAUAAUAGGCUACUACUGGACCACUCUUUUUGUCCUGAUAGUAUUAUAUGCCGGAAUUUUUAAAACUGCUUACGACAUGCAAAAGAAAAGUGAAGCGAAACAAAGAAAAAUGCAAUCGAUGGUAGCUCUAAGCGCAGGAGUCAUGACUGGCAUGGCAGGACGAGCGGCCGGUAUGGCAGCUCUUUCUAAAACUACGAUAUCUAGCGAAGAUCAGAUAAAAGUUCCCGACACUGUUCGUAAAGAUUCGACCUCCAAAGGAUCCUUAGCAGCGCCAUUGAUGAACUUGGGUGGUUCCUCGGACUCUAACUCUAGCCAAAAGUCUUCAGCUCAUAAAAGUAGUGCCACUGGUACAGGGACUUCUACAACUGCGGAAUCUGAAGGAGAAAAAAAAGAAGAGCAAGUAGAAGCAGAAAGAUCCAGCAGUCCGGCUUUCGACUCCGAUGAUGAGAGCACAACUCAGACGAACGUCAAGAAAAGAUCAUCCGUUGCUAAUUUAGUAAUGCAAACUGGUGCUCUCCAGCUACUAAAUAAUAUGAGAUUAAACGGAGGCAUGAUCAUGAAGCCCGAUAUGAAAUCUCCUCAGAUGAAGCACGAUCUUGACAAGCCAAAGACUUCUCUAUCCCAAAUAUCGGAAAAAAGCCUUCUCGAUACAGAAAAUCCUGACACCUUACACAGUAACGGACACAAUCCUGCAGUAAGUGUACCUCUAUCCUCUGCUAGCUUCAUCUCACCAUUAUCAUCCGGUAUGGCUACUCCAUCUGAAAAAGAAGUACCAUCAACAAUUGCUCAAAGAAUUAUCCCUCCUCCAUAUGAGUUUAGGGGUAGCCCACCCGUUUCCGAAAGUCCUCCAUCAUAUUCAGAGUCCUCUCGAACUAAAAUUUUUCGUAUUAUCAAAAGUGACAUAAAUACGUGCGAUAUUCUUCUCGGUUUGGAUGGGGCUGAUUUGAGAUUCAUGGAUGAAUGUUCUAUCAUCAUUCCAACACCUACUAACGUCAGUCCUCCUUCUUCUAUCACAUUUCCAACAGCUACUGAGCCAUCAUCUCCACCUACAUUAAAUUCGGGUAAUAUAACAAAUAAUUCAUUAUUACAGGCUGCUCUAAUUCGAGCAACAGCUGAAGCUCAAGUAACACAACCUAAAACAAACUUUUCUCCUCCGCCUAUUAAAGUGAACACCGAGGUAAGUUUGACGUCAGGUGAAAGACCGAAACCCGUUAUAACCCUUGUCUCAACGUCUUCCAAUAACAAUGAACCUCAACCAUUAAAAUCUUCUGAGAGAAGAGUAUCGCCCUCGAAACAAAACGCUAUCAGUCCCGCCAUUGAAAACAGUGAAGUCUCAAGUCCAGCCGUAAGCGGACCGGGCCGUGGUGAUUCAAGAAAAGAGUUUGUAAAAAAUAUUGGAAAAAAGUUAAAGGUGAGACGAUCGAAACGUGACGGUUUCUUUCCGAGUAUCGGAAGACAAAAGUCGAAGUCGGAAAAUCGAGCUAGAAAAGCCUUUAGGACGAUAUCUUUUAUUCUCGGAGCGUUCGUUGUCUGUUGGACUCCUUAUCAUGUAUUAGCUCUAGUCGAGGGAUUUUGUACACACCCGCCAUGUAUAAAUCAACAUUUGUACAUGUUUUCGUAUUUCUUAUGCUACGCCAACAGUCCAAUCAAUCCAUUUUGCUAUGCCUUAGCUAAUCAGCAAUUUAAAAAAACUUUUACAAGGUUAUUAAAGGGAGACUUUCAUAUCACGUAGUCCAUAUUUGCUGGCUUUAGAUCGUAAAUAUGUAGACGUAGUAAGUACUGUCAUACAGUACACAAAUGUUACGCACACUCAAACUAAAGUAUUAUUGUUAGUUGUGCUAAUAAUAAUAAUA
Aricia agestis (brown argus) is the source of this 2983-nucleotide messenger RNA. It is a transcript of the gene mAChR-B, whose product is annotated as muscarinic acetylcholine receptor M5. The record is from RefSeq and is a predicted model, not a curated record. Gene Ontology annotation, biological process: adenylate cyclase-activating adrenergic receptor signaling pathway; chemical synaptic transmission; G protein-coupled receptor signaling pathway, coupled to cyclic nucleotide second messenger. The transcript is spliced from 6 exons. Gene Ontology annotation, cellular component: membrane; dendrite; synapse. Gene Ontology annotation, molecular function: G protein-coupled acetylcholine receptor activity; G protein-coupled serotonin receptor activity. Bases 376 to 2862 code for a protein of 828 amino acids. NCBI's taxonomy places the organism in Eukaryota, Metazoa, Arthropoda, Insecta, Lepidoptera, Lycaenidae.